AUGGACUUGGAGAUGCUGUUGAACAGGGCCCCUCCAGAAAAGCAUCUUCGAGAUGCUUAUAAUCAACUCAGAAAGAGGGGAAUUCCACGAGCUUCAAACCAAGUAAAUUACAGUCUCAUAUACAGGAAUCCUGAGGAAAAUGGUGUGAAGGCUGAUUGUGAUGAGCUGGGGAUCACUUUAAUUCCAUAUUCUCCUAUUGCUCAAGGCAUGAUUCAUAUAUUUGGAGUAGCUCUGAACUGGUUGACAUGUCAGGAGAAUGUUGUGCCCAUCCCUGGAGCCAAAAAUGAGGAACAGGCUAAGGAGUUUGUUGUUGCUCUUGGGUGGAGGCUCACAGAUCAAGAGGUUGCGCAGCUUCACUCGCUAGCAUCUAAAUCCAGACAAGCUGUUGGAUUACCUCUUGAUAAAUUGUAA
Molecule: messenger RNA, 411 nt
Organism: Phoenix dactylifera (date palm)
Lineage: Eukaryota; Viridiplantae; Streptophyta; Magnoliopsida; Arecales; Arecaceae
Source: RefSeq, a predicted model, not a curated record